Messenger RNA from Acanthopagrus latus (yellowfin seabream), 2767 nucleotides. RefSeq names its product sterile alpha motif domain containing 14 (gene samd14). Gene Ontology annotation, molecular function: actin filament binding. The record is from RefSeq and is a predicted model, not a curated record. Gene Ontology annotation, biological process: calcium-mediated signaling; actin filament organization; neuron projection development. Bases 404 to 1660 code for a protein of 418 amino acids. Gene Ontology annotation, cellular component: cytoplasm; dendrite; actin cytoskeleton. The transcript is spliced from 11 exons. NCBI's taxonomy places the organism in Eukaryota, Metazoa, Chordata, Actinopteri, Spariformes, Sparidae.
CUCUCUCUCUCUCUCACCCUCUCGCCUCCCUCCUCUCUCACUCGAUCCUCCUCCUCCUCAGUCUGCCUCAGCUGUCCUUGGUGCUGCUCUCUCAGAUGGAGGCUGCAGUAUUCUGCUGAGUAGCGGUGAGCCAGCUUUCUCUCGCUCUGCCUCCAGCCGUCAGCACUCAGUCAAGCCUGACGGUCCAGGAAGAGGGAACUACAGCACCCACAAUCCUCUGCCACGGCUCCGACUGUCGCCUGGCCUGGAGCGAGCCCCGUGGAAUCUUGGGAGUCGUUGUCCUCGCUAACCGGCUGCUGGUGGAGGUGGAGAGAGAGAGGGAGAGAGAGGGAGAGAGAGAGAGAGAGGGAGGUGGUGACGUGCCAUGACAACCAUCAGAGAGGCAGAAAGAAACUGCUGAGUCAUGUCUGCCGGACUGGACGAUACAGACAACGUGUUCGAUCUGAACGAGGCGAUCCCGGAGACCGAGCUGCUGGAUAACAGCAUCCAGAAGGGCCGCGCCCAGCUGUCCGUCAAAGCUCGCAGGCACCGCCCCUCUCGGUCCCGUUACCGUGACAGCGUGAGCUCGACGGAGGGCGAUGACAGCCUGGAGAGGAAGGACAGUCCAUUACACUCGGCUCGCUCACCUCUACACCUGGCCAUGCGAGGUUCCUCCCCGUCUCCUGAUUCUCUGUUGUCUGCUCGAAGCCCCGGCUUCUCCUUUGACACAUCACUGGUGCGUCACUCUCCAGAGGAUGAAGGAGCGGCAUUGGCUGCUCCCCCGCGGGGGCGGUACCAUCAGCUGACCAAUGCAACGUCUCAGGAGGCCCUGGUGACACCCAGCAGCUCGCCAUCCAGGUCCUGCCCCUCCGCCGACUGCUCACGUGUCUACAUGAGGAGGAGCAGGAGGCCCGACAGUGAAGUGUUGGUUUCUGACUCGAGUCGGGAGACGAGUCCGGCUGAUCCAGGUAGUCCCACUGUCGUCUUCGAUAAGAAAACCAAGAGACGCUUCCUGGACCUUGGCGUGACUCUCAGACGUUCGUAUAUCCGGGUGAGGAAAGACAAGUCCAACCGCCUCUCUGUGGGCAGCAGAGAGCCAUCUGAGAGUCCGUCUCGGUCUUCGGGAUCCUUCGUUUCAUUCUCCUGGUUCACUGAAGGACGGGGGUCGCUCUCCUCUUCCGGGACGCCCCCCUGCUCCCCCAAAAACACCCCUCUGAGUUCUCCGAGACCCCGCAAGUCCCACUCACAGGAGUCGGCUCUCAGCGAGGAGUUCUCUCCUCCUCACACCUCCUCCUCCACCUCUCCUCCUGUCGACUCCUCCUCCAGGUCCUCCCACCCAUACCACACCCUGUCGCAGUCCUCUGAUGAGCCCUGUGAUGACCCGUCCUGUCCGGCGUCCUCGUGGACGACUCAGCAGGUCUGUCAGUGGCUGCGAGGACUCAACAUGGAGCAGUACGUCCCAGAAUUCAGUGCGAGAGACGUUGACGGCCAGGAGCUGCUGCAGAUGGACGGCAACAGGCUGAAGAGUCUGGGCGUACUCAGUUCGUCUGAUCGCAGCGCUCUGAAGCGUCGCAUCAAAGAAAUCCAAAGUGCAGCAGAGAAGGAGAGAAAAGCUCUGGACAAGAUGGAGAAACAGAAAGAAAAACAAAGAAGAAAAGAUCAGGAACAACGCAGGAACUGAGCCCCGCCACCAGGGGGAGACAGAGAGAGGGAUGGGGGAUGGAGGAGGACAAGUGGGGGAUGGGGGUGGACGGAUGGCAUGGGGAGGAAUGGACAAACCCUGGAGCUCCGCCUGGUUUCUGCAGCAGCUUGAUGAAAAGUCAUUUAAUUAUGAAACUGAAAGUUGACUUUGUGACAUACUUGAGGCUGUACGGUGGCCCAGAGGGACAAAUCCAGCAGAUUCAAGCAGUGUUGUGUUUGUUUGUGUGUAAGUUCAAUUUGAACAAAAGAAACAUUAAGAACAUUUUUUUAAUAAAAGUAAAUGAAAACAAAUGAAAUGAAUUUUCUCUUAUUAUUUUUAUCUGCUCCUGUAAGUGUUUUGUCCUUCAGGGCCACCAUAACAGUACAAAGGACACCUUUCCUGUGGUGCUUGCUAUCCCACAAUCCAUUGCAUGCCAGGAACUUGUUAAAGGUGUGUUCAGGUGCUCUUCGUUGUUGUUCAACAGGUGUUAAAGUACAGAGGCAGAGGAAGGACAAAACUGAACCUGAUACCUUGUUGUGACAUUAAAGAAAUAAUUUAAGCAGUGAAAUAUUUUUGUUUGGUGUUUUAAAUUGAAAAACUUUUUUUAAGUAUAAAAAACUUUAAAUUGUCAUUUUCACAUUAAAAAAAAACAGAUUGAGUGAAAACAUCUGAAUCAUGGUCAUCAUCAGACAGACAGUCUGUCCAAUCAGGUGGCUCCCUGUCAGAGGCAUGUGAUGGUUGGGUUAAUGACGGCCUUCUCUGCUUCCAUGAAGCGCCUGAACACAUGGUUAGUUUGUCUCUGUGAUAUGAUGUCAUCUGAUUAAAGGCUCAAUGUUAAGCCCCGCCUUCUCUGAAGGACACUCCUGGUUUGACCACGCCCCUGGAGGUGGGGCCUGAAUGUUCUGAAGGAGCCUGAAAGAGAAAAUGAAGAAGUUCAGAUUGUGAAACAUCGACUGGUUGAAGAUGCUCGUUAAAGUCUGACGUGUUCGAUUCAGACGUCGACUGAACUGACUGACCUCUGACCUCUGACUGACCUCUGACUGACCUCUGACUCUGUGACCUCCACAUUAAACUGAUCGUUUCAAUAAAUAAAACUGAGAAAUGUUU